GCCACCACUCAUCCAGGCCUAGCGAUCGAUUGAGCCGUUCAGUUUCCUUUUCACUCUUUCUUUCUCCCUUACUAUCUCUUGCUUCUUUUUGUUUUUCUUACCUUGUCUUUGGGUUCGUCGUGGAGAAGAAUGCAGAGAUCUGUCCAGAAAGCCAUCAUUUGGCUGGGAGCCAUCUUCAUCACAUACUAUGUCUUUUCAAUUCUCUUCAACGGGCGUGCAUCACAACCUGGCCACUCGAAAGCGAAUUCGCAACAAGUCUCCGUCAAGCUAAAAGGCGACCCGCAACGAGCCGGAGCAAUAGUCGAAGCAUUCCGAUUUUCGUGGGAUAAGUACGAGCAAUUUGCUGCACCUCAUGAUACGUUAUUGCCGAUAAGCAAGUCUUAUGAGGACGAUCGCAAUGGAUGGGGUGCGACGGCAGUUGACGGGCUGAGUACAGCGAUUAUCAUGGAGGAUGCUGAAAUUGUGGAUAAGAUUCUCCGACAGAUCAUGCUCACGGAUUUUACUGUAACCGCGGUGCCUGAUCAACCUAUCUCACUUUUUGAGACCACCAUUCGCUACCUUGGAGGUCUUUUAUCCGCUUACGACCUGCUGUCUGGAUCAUACAAUCACCUUGCCACGGAUAUCUAUCUGAGAAACAACCUCCUGAAAGCGGCCGUCAUUCUUGCAGACAGACUCAGCAUCGCCUUCGAUACGCCUUCCGGCAUUCCCGACGAUGAGAUCAUCUUUAACCCUCAGCUCCGUCGCUUCGGCAACAUCGACAACUCCAUCACUUGCUUCGGCACACUUGUUCUCGAAUGGACUCGAUUAAGCGAUUUAACUGGCAACCAGACCUACGCCAAGCUCGCACAGAGAGCUCAAGAUCAUCUGAUUCAUCCUAAGACGAAACAGUCCUUCACACUUCCAGGUCUGAUUGGGACAUACGUCAAGCUCAAAGAUGGGUAUUUUGGUGAUUAUCAAGCUGGUUGGGGAGGUGGCUCGGAUAGCUACUAUGAGUAUUUGAUCAAGAUGUAUGCGUACGAUCCAGUUGCUUUUGCUGAGUAUGGGGAGAGCUGGAUUCAGGCGGCUGAAUCAAGUAUGUCCUACCUGGCUUCUUCGCCCUCGACGAGACCGGAUCUCAUUUUUCUGGGAGAGAUGCGUGGAAAUACCAUGAUCCCUAUCUCAAGUCACCUGGCGAGUGUUUGUGGCGGCUCUCUAAUCCUUGGCGGGCUACUUCUUCAGAACCAAACCUUCGUUGACUUUGGCGUCAAACUCUCGGAGUCGUACUAUGAAGUCUACCGCCAAAGCCCCAGCGGUAUUGGUCCCGAACUCUUCCGCUGGGUCGACGACGGCCGCCAACCUUUAGCCAGAGCAUCAUCCAAACGCCUCCCCGCUCCAAAAUGGCAAUCCUUCUACGAAAAGAGCGGCUAUUACCAUACCAACGCCGAAUACAUCCUCCGUCCAGAGACCAUUGAAAGUCUUUACUACGCCUAUCGCGCCACUGGGGAUCGUAAAUACCAGGACUGGGCAUGGGAGGCUUUCGAGUCGUUGAACAGAAUGUGUAGGGUUGAGGGCGGAUAUACGGGUUUGAAGAGUGUCAUGAAGACGAAGGAUGAUAAGACGAGGAAGUUUGUGGAUAAGAUGGAGAGUUUCUGGUUAGCGGAGACGUUGAAGUAUUUGUAUUUGAUGUUUGCAGAGGAUUCGGAGAUGCAGGUCAGGAGUGAUGGGAAGAUGAAGUAUGUGCUUAAUACGGAGGCUCAUCCGCUUCUUGUACGAGGAAAGUAGUUUAUAAUACGAGAUGGAUAAGCGGUUUCUCAGUUUAAAUUAUUG
Fusarium redolens is the source of this 1806-nucleotide messenger RNA. RefSeq names its product glycoside hydrolase. Gene Ontology annotation, biological process: N-glycan processing; carbohydrate metabolic process. Gene Ontology annotation, cellular component: endoplasmic reticulum; Golgi membrane. The record is from RefSeq and is a predicted model, not a curated record. Gene Ontology annotation, molecular function: calcium ion binding; mannosyl-oligosaccharide 1,2-alpha-mannosidase activity. The coding region runs from base 130 to 1761 and encodes 543 amino acids. Lineage: Eukaryota; Fungi; Ascomycota; Sordariomycetes; Hypocreales; Nectriaceae. The transcript has 4 exons.